UGGUGGAACGAGCUCCCCACCGACAUCAGGACCUCUGACAGCCUUUACAUCUUCCGCCGCAGGCUGAAGACCUACCUCUGAGACAAUACCUAGGUUAAGUCAUGGUCUCCUAAAAAAACUAAAAAAAUACAAUAAAAAUGCUCUUCUUCUUUAGCAUAAAGCACUCCUGUAGCGAUUACAGAUGGCUCUUAAAGGUUCUGUACUUACUUGAUUCCUGUGGUCUAAGUCUAGAACCUUCAGGUUGAAUACACUACUACACAGCUAAAUGACAUGUAAUGUAAUGCAAUGUUUAUGUUUUCUAUGUACUACUAGAUAUUUACGGUGAACUUGAUGUCUGCCAGCGCAAACUCCGACACAAAAUGAAAAAGUUGGAGUACAUUUAUGAGGGAAUUGCGCAGCACGGGACCCAGACACUUCUCAACAAGGUGUACACUGAGCUCUACAUCACAGAGGGAGUCAGUGAGACGGUUAAUAAUGAACACGAGGUGAGGCAGAUCGAGGCAGCGAUCAGGAGACGAGCAACAGAAGACAAGCCAAUCAAAUGUGAAGACAUCUUCAAGCCCCUGCUUGGACAAGACCGAUUGAUCAGGACCGUGCUGACCAAAGGGAUCUCCGGCAUCGGAAAAACGAUCUCCGUGCAGAAGUUUAAUCUGGAAUGGGCAGAGGGAAAAGUUAACCAGGACAUCCAACUCCUUGUUAAUCUUCCCUUUCGGGAGCUGAAUCUGAUGAAAGAGCGACGCUCCACACUUACACAGCUUCUUCAUCACUUUCUCCCAGAGGCGCAGGAAUCAGGACUGUCAGAUUUUGGCAAGUACAAGCUUGUGCUGAUAUUUGACGGGUUGGAUGAGUGCCGACUUCCCCUGGACUUUGUCCACAACGAGCCAUGCCGCAGCGCCUCAGAGCCGGCUUCAGUCGAUGCUCUGUUGACGAAUCUCUUCCAGGGCAACCUGCUGCCCUCUGCGCACAUCUGGAUAACCUCCAGACCUGCAGCUGCACAUCGCAUUCCUGUUGGUCUGGUUGACCGUGUGACAGAGAUACGAGGGUUCAACGAUCCCCAGAAGGAAGAGUACUUCAGGAAGAAGAUCUCUGAUCAAGACAUGGCCAUGGAAGUCAUCACUCAUGUUAAGUCAACCAGGAGCCUCCAUAUCAUGUGUCACAUACCCGUGUUCAGCUGGAUAUCUGCCACCGUUCUGCAGAAGAUCUUAGAAAAAAUGGGAAGUAAGAAAAUGAAAGAGAAAAUGCCGAAAACUCUGACUGAAAUGUACACAAACUUCCUCCGAUACAACUCCUUGAUCAAAACACGUAAGUAUUCAGAAGGAGAGGAGGAGUUUCAAACAGAGUCCCAGGUGAAAAUAGACGAAGAGACGAUCCUGAAGCUUGGAAAACUGGCCUUCGAGCACCUGGUGAAAGGCAACUUGAUCUUCUAUGAGAACGAUCUGAAUGAAUGCAACAUCAACAUCACUGAAGCUGCUGUAUAUUCAGGAGUUUUCACACAGAUCUCGAAAAAUGAUGGUGGACUUCAUCUGGAGAGGGUCUACUCCUUUGUGCAUCUCAGCAUUCAGGAGUUCUUUGCAUCGAUUUACGUUUUUCACACGUUCGUCUGCUUCAAUCAGAACUUGCUGGAACCACAAGAGGCCACCGCUGUCCGGGAGGCUCGCAGUGACGCCACCGUCCUUCUCAAGAGCGCGGUGGAUAAAGCUCUGCAGAGUGACAACGGACACCUGGAUCUGUUCCUGCGUUUCCUUCUGGGGCUCACACAGACAUCAAACCAGAUGUUGCUGAGGAGAGUUCUGCCCACAAUGUGGAGCAGCUCACAGAGAAACGAAGAGAUUGCCGAGUACAUCAAGGAGAAAAUAAAGCAGAAUCUCUCCCUGGAAAGAUCCAUCAACCUCUUCCACUGCCUCAGCGAGCUGAAUGAUCGGUCUCUUUUGGAGGAAAUCCAGAACUACCUGAGCUCAGGUCGUCUGUCAGAGACGCAGCUGUCUCCCUCACAGUGGUCCGCACUCGUCUUCGUGUUGCUCACCUCAAAGGAAGAGUUGGAGGAGUUUGACUUGAGGAAAUAUUCAAGAUCAGAAGAAGGUCUUCUGAGACUGUUACCAGUGAUCAAAGAAUCCAGAGUAGCCCUGCUGAAAGAAUGCAACCUAACACAGAAAUGCUGUAAAGCACUUGGAGAAGUUGUAAGCAAUUCAUGUGUGAAAGAGUUGGACCUGAGUGAUAACGACCUGCAGGACUCGGGAGUGGACCAUCUGUCUGCUGGACUGGCGAAUCCAACAUGUCAGCUGGAAAAACUGAGGCUGCCGUUCUGUGGCAUCACAGAGAUUGGCUGUAACUCUCUGGCUUCAGCUCUGAGGAAAAACCCAACCCACCUGAAGGAACUGGAUCUGAGUCACAACCACCCAGGACAACCCGGGACGGAGCUGCUGUCCCGUUUACAAGAGGACACUGAAUGCCUCACUGUCAGUUUGAACGACAAUGCAGAAUGCUACCUAAAAUCCGCUCUGAGAAAAUAUGCAUGUGAGCUCACUAUGGAUCCGAACACUGCACAUUCACACCUGUCUUUGUCUGAAGACAACAAGAAAAUGACGCGAAUGGAAACAGCUCAGUCGUAUCCUGACAACCCGGAGAGAUUUAAAGACUGGGGACAAGUUCUUUGCAAAGAGGGUCUGAAUGCUCGGAGCUACUGGGAAGUAGAGUGGACUGGGGAAAAGACGGGUAUAGGGGUAGCUUAUAAAAGAAUAGCUGGAAAAGCAAAAGACAUCGAUGGUGUUCUUGGCAAAAAUAAUGUCUCCUGGUGUCUGCGCUACUGUCACGGCAAAUACAUGGCCUGGCACAAUGAUGAUGCAUGCCUGUGUGUCCCCUACUUCAACUCCAAAAGGGUGGGAGUGUUCUUAGACUGGUCAGCUGGCACUCUGUCCUUCUACGCUGUUUCAGCAAAUGCCAUGACGCAUCUGCACACGUUCCACUCUGAGUUCUCUGAGCCUGUAUAUCCAGGCCUCAGGCUGGGCUUUGCAGAUACAUCAUUAACUCUGUGCAGGCCAGAACACACUUAAAUACUGAAACCAUUCAGUUACCCCUCCUUUACCAAGCACCAAAACCAAUGCAAAAGUGCCUUACAUUUACAUUUAGUCAUUUAGCAGACGCUUUUAUCCAAAGCGACUUACAGGGGAAAAAAAGGGGGAACAAUCAACAUAUAGUGCAGUAAAAGCCAUUAGUGCAGCAAUAGGUGCUAGUGACAAUUCUUUAAGGAGUAGAAUUGUCGUGGUGCUAGGAGAGAAGCCUUAAACCUGCAUUCUUCCCAAUGGCCAGCAGGGGGUGACUCCACUUUAUUAACUUUAUUUAUCUAUGAUAUGUAGACAAGCUGAGAAAGCCAGUUGAAAGUGCAUCAUAGGAGCUUUCACACAGUAUGCCAUUUAUAUUUCUCGACCAUUUUUAAAAUGUGAAUUUUAUUUCCACAAUGAAAACUACUGUUAUAUUUAAUUUACAUGCAAAUAGAAGGUUUGUGUGGAGAAAAAGGAGCCAUGCAUGUGAUGUAAGGACAGACUGAAAGAUGCUGAACACAGACAGAGUGAAUGCAGAGGAAGUUGACAAAUUUGAAACAAAAUCUCCUGGACUUCAGAGGUUUAACUUGUUACCUCAGCAAACAGUUUUUUAAUGAGUUCAUGUUCUCAAUUGACUGUUGUCACAACUCCUCCCUCGACAGUCCUCGCCCAAUUCUACCUUAGCAACAGUUACUAAGAGAAGAAGGUCCGUCAAGCUUUGAGCUCUGAGCAACAAGGUGAACCGGUCUGACCCUCAGAGUUAGGAGUCAUUUUUCUCCAUUUCUAAAACCCCAAAAGCAAGAGGAGCGUUGCUAACUGUGGAUUAAACCUUGUGGGAGAGCCCACUACCUGCUAGUAGCUAGCUAACAUAGGCUAACUAACGAUUGUCUAGCUCUGUAAGAUGUGAUAACUCAAACUGGAUUUAACAGUCAUAGUUCCUGUCAACUAGUAUUAUUAACACUACUAGUGCAUAACUAGUCCAACAAAGUCUGUAAAAUUAGCACAGUAAGCUAGCUAGCAAUGUUGCUAGGAGCUUAACCCUCUGGAGUCCAUGAAAGCACCAGAGCAAGACUUUUAUCACGACAUUGUAACAUGAAACGAAGCAGCAUGGAGCCUUGCUGUCAGCUUUUCUCUAAAGUUCCCAUGUCCAAUUUAGUGCAUCAACUCUUUUUCAGCAAAGGUUGAAAAAAAAAACAACACGUUUUUGCAGAGCUUUUUCAAAUUUUGCAGUUUGCAUUCAGCAUUGUUUUGUCUUUAAUGUUUUUUGUGUGAUUUUUGUCAAUUUUUGUGUGUUUUUGUAAUUUUGUCUGUGUGUGUAUUUGGUUUGUUUUUGUGUGUUUUUUUUGUGUUGAAAACGUUGAUCCAGUAAGUCAAAAUGAAAAAUAUAAUAAUCAGGUCAUAUAGGUGAGGUUGUGCUGAAAACAACACCAACCAACCAAUGGUUGACACUUUUUAAGUUGUUUAUUCAGGCAGAAUGAAAAGGAGUCAAAAAUCGACAAAAUAGCCCCAAACACCAAAGUUAAAGUAGUGACUUCCAAGUUUUAAAUUAAAUUAACUUUAGUUGCUGUUUCCUGCGAUAAUGAAGGUAGAGAAAUGAAUACUCAUGAAAAUAUUAUAAAUUAAAUAAAAGAAAAUGUAGUUUUACUGUAAAAUCCCCAUCUUUAUUAUAAAAUAACUAAAUGACUCCACAAAGCUUAAAAAUAUAAUAUUGCAUAUUCCAAAAUCAUUGUGUGUUUGAUGAUUAUUGUACUUUAUAUUUAAAAUGAAAAAAGUUUUUAUUUUUUAAGGAUUUUGUUGUACAAAUGUUAUUUUUUUAUUCUGUUGUUUAUUUUACGUUCAUAGGGUGAAA
Centropristis striata (black sea bass) is the source of this 4887-nucleotide messenger RNA. Its product is annotated as NLR family CARD domain-containing protein 3-like. Bases 360 to 3050 code for a protein of 896 amino acids. Gene Ontology annotation, molecular function: protein binding. NCBI's taxonomy places the organism in Eukaryota, Metazoa, Chordata, Actinopteri, Perciformes, Serranidae. The record is from RefSeq and is a predicted model, not a curated record. The transcript is spliced from 5 exons.